UCUCGCAUAGAAUUUGUCAUUCGGCGACAAUUUCCAAGCACCCAAAGACGUGAAGGCGUCCCGUGCCUUUAGCCUGCGAUAAUCAUCCCACGUCACAUCAGUGCCGCAUAUCCUUUUGCCGGGAUAACAGUCGAACAGUUGCACUUACAGUUUGCAGUUGCAGCUUGCAAUUCUGCACCGUUCCAAGCUAACUCCAGCCAAAGUGCGCGAAAUCCAAAACUUAAUUUAAAUCAAAUUCAAAUUCAAAAUUAAACAAAAAUUAUUUUAAAAAAAUUGAAAAUGCCGUUCGCACAAGAGCAAGCCAAGUCGGUGGCGGUGGCCAGCGAACAGCUGUCCAAGACGGAGACCAUCAAGCUGAGAAACAAACACAUCGGGCAAGCCUGCCAGCUCUUCUAUCGCUCUGAUCCACUGAAAAUUGUACGCGGACAGGGCCAGUACAUGUUCGACGAGGAAGGCACACGCUAUCUGGACUGCAUCAACAAUGUGGCACAUGUGGGCCACUGCCAUCCGGAGGUGGUGCGUGCUGGGGCCCUGCAGAUGGCCACCAUUUCGACAAACAAUCGCUUCCUGCACGAUGAGCUGGUCCAGUGCGCCCAAACGCUGACCAGCAAGAUGCCCGAGCCGCUGUCCGUGUGCUUUUUCGUCAACUCGGGCUCGGAGGCCAAUGAUUUGGCCCUCCGGCUGGCCCGCAACUUUACCAAGCGCCAGGAUGUGAUCACGCUUGACCAUGCCUACCAUGGACAUCUGCAGGCGGUGAUGGAGGUGUCGCCGUACAAGUUCAACCAGCCGGGGGGCGAGAAGAAGCCCGACUAUGUGCACGUGGCCCCCUGUCCGGAUAUCUAUGGCGGCCAGUUCACGGACAAGAUGUACCCCAAUGCGGACCUGGGCGCGCUCUAUGCCCAGCCCAUUGAGGAGAUAUGCCAGCGCCAGCUGGCCAAGGGCCAGGGCGUGGCCGCCUUUAUAGCCGAGAGCCUGCAGAGCUGCGGCGGCCAGAUUCUGCCACCGGCCGGCUACUUCCGGGCCGUCUAUGAUGCGGUACGCUCAGCGGGCGGCCUCUGCAUCGCCGAUGAAGUGCAGGUGGGCUUCGGACGCGUGGGCAGCCACUACUGGGCCUUCGAGACGCAGAACGUGGUGCCGGACAUUGUGUGCGUGGCCAAGCCCAUGGGCAACGGGCAUCCCGUGGGCGCUGUGGUCACAACGCAGGAGAUAGCGCAGGCAUUCCAUGCCACUGGUGUGGCGUACUUCAAUACGUAUGGCGGCAAUCCGGUGUCCUGUGCGAUUGCCAAUGCCGUGAUGAGGGUCAUCGACCAGGAGGGACUGCAGCAGAACGCCCUCCAGCUGGGCGAUUACCUGCUGCGGGAGUGCGGCCACCUCAAGCAGGAGUUCGAGUGCAUCGGCGAUGUGCGCGGCGUGGGCCUGUUUGUGGGCAUUGAGCUGGUGGAGGAGCGCGAGGGGCGCACACCCGACACCAAGGCCGCCCGCUGGGUGGUCAACCGCAUGAAGCAGCUGCACCAGGUGCUGGUCAGCUCGGACGGACCCAAUGACAACGUUAUCAAGCUAAAGCCGCCCAUGUGCUUCAGCCGCGAGAAUGCUGACGAGUUCCUGCUCGCCUUCCGCGAGUGCCUCGCCACCCUCACACAGGACAAGCUGGCCACGGAGGCGGCGACAGUUGCUGCCACCGCGAACAGCACCACCCAUGGGGUCAUCGCCUCCACCGCCGAGACGCUGGCGAAUAAGACGAAGCUCUUUGAGCGGCAGGAUCGCCUCAUAAAGUCGGUCUGAGGGGGCGCCUCCCUGCCGACGCUGCUCCAAGGCACAAACUAGCUUUAGCCCUUACAUCCGAGGAUAUUUAUAUUAUUCCAUGGCCCACCCCACAGUCCCAUGAAUAUCUUUUUUUUUUUUUAGUUUUACUGCCAUUGCUUUAGCUUUUAGAAUAGAUAUUAGCGCCAUAUAUUAUCAAGUAACCAAUCAGCCGAUAUCCAAGCGUAUGCAUAACCAUUAUCCAUUAUCCUUUGAGUCGAUUAUCAAAUUAUCUUCUAGUAUCUAGAAACACGUGUAGGGAGCUCAAUACGAAUUUCGUUCUUUUACUUUA
Molecule: messenger RNA, 2092 nt
Organism: Drosophila subobscura
Lineage: Eukaryota; Metazoa; Arthropoda; Insecta; Diptera; Drosophilidae
Product: alanine--glyoxylate aminotransferase 2-like
Exons: 4
Coding region: 280-1782 (500 amino acids)
Cellular component (GO): mitochondrion
Molecular function (GO): pyridoxal phosphate binding; transaminase activity
Source: RefSeq, a predicted model, not a curated record